Molecule: messenger RNA, 1809 nt
Organism: Drosophila montana
Lineage: Eukaryota; Metazoa; Arthropoda; Insecta; Diptera; Drosophilidae
Gene: Ir52a
Product: Ionotropic receptor 52a
Exons: 1
Coding region: 1-1809 (602 amino acids)
Source: RefSeq, a predicted model, not a curated record
AUGGCCGCAGGACUCGGCGUCAUGCGGUUAUUCAUCAUCUUCGUGCUGGGCUGCUUGUGCCGGCGGCUGCACUGCGUCCAGCUGGACGACUGGCCGGACCAAGCAGAUAUCCAGGAAAAGCAACAAUUGGAGCGUCUGCUGCAGCGCAUUCGCCUGGAGCGGCACUUUGAGACGAUCGUUGUCUAUGGACGGGCGCCGUGUGUGUUCCAUGAGCUGCUGCCGCAUCUGGAGCUGCCGACGGUGCUGCUGAGCAAUGGCAGCAGCCUGGCGGAUUGGCGCUUCAACAGCGAGUCGACGCUGCUGCUGUGCUGCGGCCUUACCGCCGAGCAGGAGCACAAUCCGCGCACCUUAUUGCAGCUGCAGCAGGCGCGACGCUUGGUCCAGCUGGAGGCCAAGAUCCGGCCGCAGUGGCUGUGCGCGCUCUACUUCGCACGGGAGCAGCACAAUGUGGCCAUGCUGGAUGCACGGGGCAAUCUGUACAGCUGUCGCCUCUAUCGGCAGCCCAACUAUGUGCAGCUCGCCAGCUCCAGCUACAACUCGAGCUCCGAUUCCAACUCCAACUCCGGCUCCAUUUAUGUGCAGCAGUACGGCAAUGUGCAGGGCGCAGUUAUCGUAAGCGAGCCGGAUCAGCUGGUGCCGCGUUCCAUGCUCUAUCGAGAUCCCAGCACCGGGCAGUUGGAGAUGGCGGGCUUUGUGUGCAAUCUGAUGAAGACGUUUGUGCGGCGCGUGAACGCCACGCUGAAGCUGCGUCCGGGCAUUGAGCUGGGCAAGACGACAUACUAUGGCACUAUGGAGCGUCGGGUGCAGCAGAACGAGCUGGAUGUGGCUGGCACGCUGGCGAGCACCUUGACAUCGGAUAACAUGGACUAUCUGAGCUAUCCGUUUGUGUCCUCGUCGUAUUGCUUUAUGAUACCCGUGCCGGCGCGUCUGCCCUACAAGAAGAUCUACACGAUGAUUGUGGAGCCUCUGGUGGUGGGCGUGCUGCUGCUGUUGUUCCUGAUCUUCUCGCUGCUGCUCAUCUACAGCCAGGAGCUGAGCUGGCGUCGGCUUAGUCUCAGCCGGGUGCUGCUCAACGAUCGCUGCCUGCGCGGCCUGCUCGGCCAGCCGUUCCCGUGGCCCCUGGCGGCCAGCCGCCAUCUGAAGGCCAUUUGCCUGCUGCUUUGCUUCGCCAGCCUCAUGACCACCACCAUGUACGAGUGCUAUCUGCAGUCGUUCUUCACACAGCCGCCGGCCGAGUCGAUGCUGCGCAGCUAUGCCGAUUUUCGCGCGUCACCCUACCGAAUCGCCGUGGAGCGCAGGGAGGCGAAUCGCAUGCUCAAGAGCUACAAUUUGACCACGGACCAUUCCCGCAACGCAUUCGUCCUGGACGAUUGGCACGAGUUUGUGCAUUUGCGCGACACCUUCAAUGCCAGCUUCAUUUACCCGGUCACCCAUCUGCGCUGGAAGUCCUACAGCGAGCAGCAGAAGCUAUUCAAGCAGCCCGUCUUCUACUACUCCGAGGAUGUCUGCCUGCAUCGCUUCCUGCUCAUGUGCCUGCCCGUACGCCGGCACUGGCCCUAUCGCCGGCUCUUCGAGCAGCACACGCUGUCCAUGUGGGAGUUUGGCGUGAUGCAGUUCUGGAUUCGCCGUGCCUUCUCCGACAUGGUUAACCUGAACAUGACCAAACUGGUGGACUACAGCUCUAGCGAGCCGAAUGAAGAGGCGGUCUAUGUUCGCGAUCUCUCCUGGAUAUUCUAUUUCUAUGCGACUGCCCAUCUGCUCGCCUGCCUUUGCUUUGCCGUCGAGCUCUGCUGGGGCAGAUACUUUUGA